CCCUGGACGGUUGUGCCUGACUUUACACACCAUGCCCACACUGCCUCGUUGUCAGCAGUAGCGGUGAACAACAGGUAUGUGGUUACUGGGAGCAGAGAUGAGACGAUCCAGAUCUAUGACAUGAAGAAGAAGAUAGAACAUGGGGCACUGCUGCAGCACAAUGGCACAAUAACUUGUCUGGAGUUCUAUGGUACUGCACAUCUACUGAGUGGGGCUGAAGAUGGACUCAUUUGUAUCUGGAACACGAAGAGAUGGGAAUGUCUGAAAUCCAUUAAGGCACAUAAGGGCCAUGUGACAUCUCUUUCUAUUCAUCCUUCUGGGAAGUUAGCUUUGUCAGUCGGAACAGAUAAAACGUUAAGAACUUGGAAUCUUGUUGAAGGACGAUCAGCCUUUAUCAAAAACCUGAAGCAGAAUGCCCACAUAAUUAAAUGGUCCCCUGAUGGGGAGAGGUAUGUGACCGUGAUAACAAACAAAGUGGAUAUCUACAGACUGGACACAGCUUCAAUCACUGGGACCAUUACAACAGAGAAGAGAAUUUCUUCACUUAGAUUUCUUACAGAUUCUAUCCUUGCCAUAGCUGGAGAUGAUGAAAUCGUAAGGUUCUACAGCUGUGACUCUCAAAAAUGCCUGUGUGAAUUUAAAGCUCAUGAAAAUAGAAUAAAAGAUAUUUAUAGCUUCGAAAGAGGAGGACAGCAUGUUAUUGUUACUGCAUCCAGUGAUGGUUACAUUAAGAUGUGGAAUCUGGAUCUUAAUAAGAUUGAAGAUGUGCCAUCUUUGCUGUGUGAAGUCAAUACCCAAGCAAGGCUGACAUGUCUUGCAGUGUGGCUUGACCAAGCUUCAGAGAUGAAAGAAAACUCUGAUAAAGCUGCAACAACCUCUCAAGCAAACGAAGAUGAAAAAUCGACAGUCAGGAAAAACUUGUUGGAGCUUGUUGGGCCAAUAAAAGUAAUAAAAAGUAAUAAAACAGAAAAAAAAAAGAGAAAAAUUACUCCAGAGAAACAAAACUCACAAGCUCUGUUGCAAAAGAAGAAAAAGAAACGGAAUAGCUCAGCAUGAAGGCAGCUACUUUCAUUUCCUGAAAAAGAAGUUAAUGCUGGUCUUGCUCUAGUUUUUAUAAGAAUGUAAAUCUCUAACAGGACAUACACCUCUGAACUGAUCUGUUGUUUAAAAGUAAUUCAUGUUUGUACCUAAAUAAAUUUGACUGAUUAUUCUGGGAA
Acanthisitta chloris (rifleman) is the source of this 1217-nucleotide messenger RNA. RefSeq names its product PAK1 interacting protein 1 (gene PAK1IP1). The transcript is spliced from 9 exons. Gene Ontology annotation, molecular function: protein binding. The record is from RefSeq and is a predicted model, not a curated record. Lineage: Eukaryota; Metazoa; Chordata; Aves; Passeriformes; Acanthisittidae. The annotation marks the transcript as partial.